Spea bombifrons (plains spadefoot toad) is the source of this 3211-nucleotide messenger RNA. It is a transcript of the gene SCYL2, whose product is annotated as SCY1 like pseudokinase 2. The transcript has 19 exons. The coding region runs from base 161 to 2956 and encodes 931 amino acids. Gene Ontology annotation, molecular function: ATP binding; protein kinase activity. The record is from RefSeq and is a predicted model, not a curated record. NCBI's taxonomy places the organism in Eukaryota, Metazoa, Chordata, Amphibia, Anura, Pelobatidae. Gene Ontology annotation, biological process: protein phosphorylation.
GCGACGUAGGUGUUUGUCAGGCGCUGUGAGAUGUGGAGCCGCCUGAGGAGGAGAAUAAGCAGAGUGGCUUGACAGGUGCGGAGCCACCUCUGUCUGUCAGAGAUAAGACUGAGGAUUUCUAAAAUAUAGCGCGCCCAGCAGAGAUAAUACAAAAACCAACAUGGAGUCCAUGCUGAAUAAGCUAAAAAACACUGUCACAAAGGUAACGGCUGACGUUACCAGUGCGGUGAUGGGCAAUCCUGUGACGAGGGAAUUCGAUGUGGGAAAGCAUAUAGCCAGUGGUGGCAAUGGACUGGCCUGGAAAAUCUUUAAUGGCACUAAAAAGUCUACUAAACAGGAAGUUGCUGUUUUUGUGUUUGAUAAAAAGUUAAUUGACAAAUACCAGAAAUUUGAAAAAGAUCAAAUUAUUCAUUCCCUCAAGCGAGGUGUUCAGCAGUUAACACGGCUCCGGCACCCAAGGCUGCUCACUGUCCAACAUCCACUAGAAGAGUCCAGGGAUUGUCUUGCGUUUUGUACAGAGCCAGUCUUUGCAAGCUUGGCCAAUGUACUUGGAUGCUGGGACAGUCUUCCAUCUCCUCUGCCUUCUGACAUAAAGGAACACAAACUGCAUGAUAUAGAAACAAAAUAUGGCUUGCUUCAGGUCUCUGAAGGAUUGUCAUUUUUACAUAGCAGUGUAAAGAUGAUCCAUGCAAACCUUACACCGGAGAACAUCAUUUUGAAUAAAACGGGAGCAUGGAAGAUAAUGGGUUUUGAUUUUUGCAAUCCGGCACUGAAUCAAAGUGAUCAAGAGCCAAAGUUUGUGUGUAAAGAAUGGGAUCCCAACUUACCGCCGCUUUGUUUGCCGAAUCCGGAGUACGUGGCGCCUGAAUAUAUAUUGUCUGUGAGCUGUGACCCUGCCAGUGACAUGUACUCGCUUGGCAUGGUCAUCCAUGCCGUUUUUAACAAAGGAAAGCCCAUCUUUGAAGUGAACAAACAAGAUAUCUAUAAAAGCUUUAGCAGACAGCUGGAUCAGCUAAGUCGUUUAAACCCAAAUGUCCUUGCAAACAUUCCAGAAGAUGUGCGAGAACAUGUGAAACUUCUACUGAAUGUGACACCUGCUGUUAGGCCUGAUGCCGAUCAAAUGACAAAGAUCCCCUUUUUUGAUGAUGUUGGUGCUGUGACGCUGCAAUAUUUUGAUUCGCUUUUCCAACGAGACAAUCUCCAGAAGUCACAGUUUUUUAAAGGGCUCCCAAAAGUUCUUCCAAAGCUGCCAAAGCGCGUUGUUGUUCAGCGUAUCUUGCCAGCAUUGACGGCUGAAUUUGUAAACCCUGAUAUGGUGCCGUUUGUCCUGCCCAACGUACUUCUGAUUGCAGAGGAGUGCACAAAAGAAGAGUACAUAAAGCUCAUCCUACCAGAACUAGGGCCCGUGUUCAGACAGCAGGAGCCUAUUCAGGCUAGCAACAUGAUCCUUCUUAUAUUUCUCCAAAAAAUGGAUCUCCUUCUCACCAAAACGCCACCUGACGAAAUCAAGAAUAGCGUGUUACCCAUGGUUUACAGGGCUCUAGAGGCCCCGUCGAUUCAGAUUCAGGAGCUGUGCUUAAAUAUCAUCCCUUCCUUUGCUAACCUAAUUGAUUAUCCAUCCAUGAAAAACUCUCUGAUACCAAGAAUUAAGACUGCGUGUCUACAGACUUCCUCUCUCGCGGUGCGAGUAAAUUCACUGGUCUGCUUGGGAAAGAUUUUGGAAUACCUGGAUAAGUGGUAUGUGUUAGAUGAAAUUCUUCCUUUCCUGCAACAAAUUCCAUCAAAGGAGUCAGCGGUUCUUAUGGGAAUUUUAGGAAUAUACAAAUGUACCUUUACACAUAAGAAGCUUGGUGUUACCAAAGAGCAACUGGCAGGGAAAGUGUUACCCCACUUAAUCCCUCUUAGUAUUGAUAAUAACCUUAACCUCAACCAGUUUAAUUCUUUCAUGUCUGUGAUCAAAGAGAUGUUGUGCAAAUUGGAGGCAGAACAUAAAACGAAACUUGAGCAACUGCACGUUAUGCAAGAACAGCAGAAAUCGUUGGAUAUUACAGGUCAGCUGAAUCUGUCUGCAGGACAAGCUAAUAAAGCAAGCAAUCAGCAGACAGACACACUAAGUACCAAUGUGGGGCAAGAUUUUCUUACGGGCGUAACUGACAAGCAAGAAAACGGGCACGCUCAGAAGCAGCCGGUCAAGGCAUCGCUUACACUUGAAGAGAAGCAGAAACUCGCAAAAGAGCAGGAGCAGGUGCAAAAAAUGAAGAGCCAGCAGCCUCUUAUUCCUAAUUCAGUGCCACCCAUGCCACCAGUCAAACAGACCAAGGAUCUCACCUUAACACUGAUGGAAAAUAUGUCAUCGCUGAACAGCUUUUCAAGUGGAAACCCUAAAGUUGCCCCAGGCGGGUUUUCUUCUGUUGCUAACGUACCAGGCAGCCUAGGUUUCCAAACACCAGUUGACAACAUGAGUGCAAACCGUAAUUUACAAAAUGGUUUUAAUGCCAACCCUGGCUUCCACACUACUGGAUUCGGCAUGGGGCCUGGGAAUCCAAACCAAAAUUUCUUCAGUGGUACCGGUUCUGUCGGAAUGAGCAAGACUACUCCAAUAUCAACCCCUGCCAGCGUGCAGAACUUCAAUGCGUUAAGCAGUCCUCCAGGGAUGCUACACAACAAACCUGCUCCAGACUUGUCCCCUCUCGACCAACUCUUUGGUUCUCAGAAAGCCAAAGUUAGUAUGAACCAAAUGUCUCAACAGAAACAAACGCCCUGGAUCAACCAAUUUGCCACCCCUCAAGCACCUCAGAUCAUGAGCGGCCCAGUAACACAAACAGGCAUGAUGGGACAAACGGGCUUUGGCGCUCAGUCCAACCCGUUUUUCAACCCACAAAGCUUUACUCCGCCAACAAACACAAUGAAAAGCAGUAGUUCGGCUAGCAACGAUUUAAAAGACCUUUUUGGUUAGAGGAACCCCUUUUUAUGGGUUGUUUUGUAACCGUGGUUAAAUAGCUUGGGAUCUAUAUCAUAUGAGUGAUACUUUUCCAUUUCUGAUGUUUUAUUGCAAUACUUUUUUCAUGUAAUGCUGAUUAUCCUGUGUCUCAUUAGGAUUUUCCAGUAUCUGUUACAGGCAAUCUUUCAACAAUCAGUAGUAGGAAUAUCUUGUGUUUCCGAUCAUUGUGUCCAUAUCAUAUCAAUACAGAUUUUGUAACCAAAAAAAGAA